AUGGUUUCUGAUUCUUCUGAUGAGGAAGUAAUCACUAAGAGGCAGCCUAUAAAAAUCAAACCGCGAACGUUUCUACCAAAACCUCGACGCGUAGUAACAAAUGGUUCACCGACCAAUACUUCCGCUUCAGUAACACAAAGUCCAAGUGAAACCGUCGAACCACUGGAAAUUCGUCCAAACGCUUAUAAUGAUGACGACGACGAUAUAUUUUUUACGCGAAAUACUACCUUUUCACGAAAAAUGACCUCCAAAAAAUCAAGAAGAUCGGAAAUCUUGAGAACACUUGAGGAUAACCCUAAACUUCAUACAAAUGAGGCCGAGAAAGAAGAGGGAACUAAACGAAAAGCAAAGUCAAAGGGAAAAGGAAAAUUAUCGGACUGGACAACUUCUGAUGAACCGAUUACGAUGUUUGAUGAAGAAAGUGAUCAUAUUUAUAUAUCAGAUGCGGAAGAACGUAAGAAAAUCAGGAUAAAUCCAGAUGAGAAUAUAAGAUUCGACAGUCAGGAAGAUUCUUUAACACCACCACCUGAGAUUAGUCAUUAUCUGCUCCAAUCUACUCUUGCUCCUUUACAUGCGGCUCUUUCACAGUUUUCAAGAACGAUACGUUCUGAUGGUAAUGAUAUCGGUUCACCUAUUGCAGCUUCCGUAUUACAGGAUGAUAUAGAGCUGGAUCCUGAACUCUUAGCUAUCCAACAAUCUAUCAAACAGAAGAAAAGAAAUUCAAUUCAAUCUGUUGAUACCAAAGUUGAAAUUUUGGUAAAGCCUAAACAUCAUCUUUGCUCGUCGAUAUCCGGCGAGGAUGGGGUUAUACCUGAUUAUGAAAAACCUAUAAAAUUCAUUCUAAAUACAGAGGACACUUUUGAGCAAUUAAUCUCCCAUCUAUGUUCCAGAAGAGGAAUUCCUAAACCAGACUUAGUAUUGACUUACAAGAAUGUUAAGGUUUUUCCUCGCGGAACCCCAUCAAGUUUGGGCAUGUCCGGACUUGUUCAUUUGGAGGCCUUUAAUAAAGAAUCAUACAUGCAUUUUAAAGAACAGCAAAAAUUUGAGAGGAAACGAUUGUUCGAUGGACUUUAUAAUGAAUUGAUGGAUAACGAUAAUAAUACAUCAGUAAACUCUAGUCGAGAGACGAUAGACAUUGAAACUAUUGAUGAAAUAAGAACUAUAAUAAAUGAAGAAGAAAAUUAUAUUUAUCUCAAGGUUCAAUGUCAAGAUGAAACCGUUGAAAAACUUAAGUCUCUCACAGUACAGGCUGUUAUCGAACGGUAUAAAAAGAUUAAAGACAUUUCGGGGAAUGUUGCUAUUAAAUUGUUAUUUGAAGAUGAGGUAUUGUUACCUGAUGACAAAUUAAUAGAUACAGAUUUGGAAGAUGGUGAUAUGCUAUCCGUUAAAAUUAUUUAA
Messenger RNA from Funneliformis mosseae, 1398 nucleotides. The record is from the annotation of a GenBank genome assembly. NCBI's taxonomy places the organism in Eukaryota, Fungi, Glomeromycota, Glomeromycetes, Glomerales, Glomeraceae.